UAUAAAUAUUAAUAACCAACUUCCUUGCAUUGCAUUCAUGCAAACUCUUUCUAUACUUCACAUCUUUUACUUCAGUUCUUAGCAAACGUUGCCUAUAAACAACCAACCAAGCUACUCUGAAUUCCUCCAAUAUCACUCACUGAUCCUCGUACACACACCAGAACGGUCUCUCGGUCGCACACAGCAAGAUGGCAUUGGCGCUCGAGAAUGGGACAGUGUUAGAUCGAAAAAACUUUGAAGAAUUCUAUAUAAGGUGGAAAGAAAAGCAAAACCUCCAUCUCCACGACCUCAUCACUACUGCAACAAAACCUUCACCUUCGUCAUCUUUUCCUGCUUUGGUGGACCGUGUAAUAUCUCACUACGAAGAGUAUUAUAGGGUCAAAUCAAAGAGUAUCAAAACAGAUGUUCUUCUCAUAUUGUCGGCCCCAUGGAAGACUGGCUUAGAGGUUGCUUUCAAUUGGGUUGGUGGAUGGAGGCCAUCCGCUGCAUUUCACCUUCUCUACUCCAAAUCCGGCCUGCAACUCGAGGCCAAGCUUUCCGAGCUGACCAAGGGUGUGGAUAUGGGCGAUUUGAGCGACUUGUCAUCGGCCCAACUCAGCCGCAUGGACAAGUUGCAGAGAAUCACAAUCCAGCAAGAGAGGGAGAUAUCUGAAAAAGUGGCUAAGCGGCAGGAGAGAGCGGCUGACUGGGAGAUGGUUGAGCUGAGCCAUGAUGUGUCCGAGCUAGCUCGGACGCAAGGGGGUCAGAGUAAUAACAGCAAGAUGGCUCGAGCAGUGGACUCGACUCUGAAGCACAAGGAGAAAGAUUUACAGUUGGUUGUGCAGAGUGCUGACAAUCUGAGGCUGAAAACACUCAAAAGCAUUGUCGACAUCCUGUCUCCAAUCCAGGCGGUUCAUUUCUUGAUCGCUGCUGCGGAGUUGCACCUGAGAAUCCAUGACUGGGGAAAGGUGAAAGAAGAGAGGAAAACAAGCAGCUAGCCGAGCUGUUUGAUGAUAUAUCCAACUACUAGAGAUGCAAAGUUCAAUAAAGAUAUAAUGUUGGAAGCUAUAAUAAGCAACGGGGGCCGGAGACUCCAUCUUUAUGUAUUUGGUCUCUUCAGAUGUACUCCUACAGCAAAUGCGUCUCAUAUGUAUUUCUGUAA
Molecule: messenger RNA, 1141 nt
Organism: Sesamum indicum (sesame)
Lineage: Eukaryota; Viridiplantae; Streptophyta; Magnoliopsida; Lamiales; Pedaliaceae
Product: protein DOG1-like 3
Biological process (GO): DNA-templated transcription
Molecular function (GO): sequence-specific DNA binding
Source: RefSeq, a predicted model, not a curated record